Molecule: messenger RNA, 2262 nt
Organism: Schizophyllum commune H4-8
Lineage: Eukaryota; Fungi; Basidiomycota; Agaricomycetes; Agaricales; Schizophyllaceae
Product: alpha/beta-hydrolase
Exons: 9
Coding region: 35-2083 (682 amino acids)
Source: RefSeq, a predicted model, not a curated record
CCACCCUUUCCUUCCCCUCCCCUUACCUCGCACGAUGGGUUUGGUGACACCUAUCCUGACGCUCGCGUUCAUCGUGGCCGUCGGGGCCCUCUCUGUAACGGGUCUGCCCGCUAUCGCAGGGCGCGACUCGUCUAUCGAAUGGCACUCUUGCGGAAAGCUCGAUGACCAGUACGGUGCCAUCGGCGACCCGCUCAACAUCACAUGCGGGUACUACGAGGUUCCGCUCGACUGGGCGGACGGAUCGGUGGGCACCGCGAAGCUUGCUGUCGCUAUAUAUCCGGCAACGAAGUCGCGGCGUGGGACCAUGUUCGCCAACCCUGGCGGCCCCGGCGGCUCAGGCGUCGAAUACAUCCUCGAGUACGGCCACAAUAUCAGCGCCAUGACCGGCGGGCACUACGACAUCGUCUCCUGGGACCCCCGCGGCGUCGGCCACUCCACCCCGGGCCCGCCGACCUGCUUCGACAGCGACGACGACUGGGAAGCGCUUUUCAACGGCACGCUCGAGGUCACCGGGAUCGAGAUCAGGGGCAACCUCACCGACGGAGACCAGAUCGACGAGCUCUACUCCCACGUCGACGAGAUGGAAGAGAGAUAUAAGACGCUGGGCGCGAGCUGCGCGAAGGCGGAGAGCGGGAAAACGUUGCCGUAUCUGGGGUCGGCGGCGGGCGCGCGGGAUAUGGUGGCGAUGGCGGAGUACUUCGAUCCGGGGGUGCAGGCGAUCAACUACUGGGGGGUCUCAUACGGCUCGAUGCUCGGGUUCAUCUUCGUCAAUAUGUUCCCUGACCGCGUCGGACACGUCAUACUCGACGGCUGCAUGAACCCGAUUCUAUACACCAGUAAGCCGACCACAGAGUACUUCCCGAACGACGUCGAGUCCACCGACGAGGCUUUCGCCGGCUUCGCGACUGGCUGUGCGAUGGCCGGCAAGGGCAGCUGCAAGCUGGCGAAGAGCAACAACGACACGGCUGCGGACAUCACUAAAUAUGUUCAGGAUAUGUUCGAUCUCGCCCACGACCUCCUGGAGUCCGGCGCCGACCUCAGCAGCUCGCUCACCUCAGCACAAGCGCGCGCCUACCUCUACAACUCCUUGUACAUGCCCGCCCAUUGGUCCGAGCUCGACGACAUCAUCUACGCGAUCCAAGAAUCCCUCGAAGACAUCGCGGCGGGCCCGGGCAACUCCACCUCCGUCAAGCGCGAGCUCGAGCACGCGAAGCGCCAGCUCAACGAGUCGACGCAUCGCUCAAUAGGCACCGGCACUGCAAAGCGCCAGAUCAGCGAGGCCAGCGCGCACACGUACGCGCUCGAGGCGAUCUACUGCGGCGAUGGCGUCGACGCGGGGAACAUGACCAUGCGCGGCGGCUUCGACUCGAUCGUGUGGGCCUCGGAGAACGUGUCGCCGAUGUUUGGCCCGCUGUGGGGUGUGCAGGGCAAUGUGUGCUUCGCGUGGCCUGCGAGGGCGGUCGAGCGGUACACGGGGCCGUGGAAUAAGAAGCUGAAGAACCCGAUUUUGGUCAUCGGGAAUACGGCCGACCCGGUCACCCCUUUCGAGAACGCGAAGCUCAUGGCUGAUCUGCUUGGGGAUAGCGCCGUUCUCCUCAAGCAGGAUGGCUUUGGUCACUCGUCAUUGGCGGAGAAGUCGACCUGCACGAUCGACAUCAUCACGAAGUACUUCAAAGACGGCUCGCUACCUUCGGGCGACGACACGCAAUGCGAAAUCGACGACAGCGUCGUUCUCUUCCCCGACUCCGACGUCACCCAGGCGGGCGUCAAGGCGAACCUACUUGCCGCUGCUGGCAACACGGCCACCAACGACGCCAACGCAUCGCCUAUCGAUGAGCAGCUCAAGGACGUCGAGUCCGAGCGCGACAGGUACCGCACCGCGACCAUCGCUGUGAGUGCUGCCGCGGGCGUGCUGCUCCUCGCCUUGAUCGCCUCCAUCCUCCGAUCUGCCCGCGAGCGGAGAAAGUACGCGCGUGUGAAGAACCCAACUCGCGAGGGCAUCCUGGACCCCGCUUGGUUGACGGACGCACCGUCGCGCCAUUCCUUCACCGACCCUUAUGACAACACUUACGAAAAGCGCUGAUCACCUGCGCAUGCCUAGGGACAUUCCAACGAACAUUCGUAUUUAUCCAAAUCGUCCUGUUGUACUCGAGCUGUAUCGAUAUGUAACGGAUCCUACUUGCACUAAUGUACCGGACAUCGCCUUCCACGGCUACAGAGCUGAACUUCGACUACCAAGGAUCAGGAGUAAGAAGACCCAUG